This is a messenger RNA of Nanorana parkeri, 1024 nucleotides long. Its product is annotated as cysteine protease ATG4D-like. The transcript is spliced from 7 exons. The annotation marks the transcript as partial. Gene Ontology annotation, molecular function: protein-phosphatidylethanolamide deconjugating activity. The record is from RefSeq and is a predicted model, not a curated record. Lineage: Eukaryota; Metazoa; Chordata; Amphibia; Anura; Dicroglossidae.
CUGCAACACGCGUGACCGCGCGUUCACAUAUCACGCCGUCACGGUUUCCCAUUUUACCCGACUUUCUUUUCUCACAGGGUGGACAGUGAAGAUGAGGACAACGUUCAGUAGAUCAUCACCUCUAUACCUGCUCGGCAAACACUACAACUUCAGGCUGGAAGAUGACAUUGAGAAAUUCCAGAGGGACUUCGUGUCUCGGAUUUGGAUGACGUACAGACGAGACUUCCCCGCACUGGAAGGCACGCAGCUCACCACAGAUUGUGGUUGGGGCUGUAUGAUCAGAAGCGCCCAGAUGUUACUGGCUCAGGCUCUCCUGGUGCAUCUUCUAAACAGAGAUUGGUUCUGGCCGGAAGCCUUAAUCACACACUUGGUAGAAAUGGAUCCCAUCCGAUCUUCCUCUCCGUCCAACGCGAGUCUGUUCCCCUCGGCACAAUCGGCUUCCUGUCAGCCGGGCCGGAUUUGCUCCCCCUGGGAAUCCCCCCCACACCGAUGUCUUUCACAGAUCUCUCACCAGGAGCAGAUCCACAGGGACAUCCUGCAAUGGCUGUCGGACCGCCCCGAUGCCCCCUUUGGUCUGCACCACAUGGUGAAAUUAGGGGAGAGUUUCGGCAAGAAGGCCGGUGAUUGGUAUGGCCCCAGCAUUGUGGCUCACAUUUUGAGGAAAGCACUGGAGAACGCAUGCCAGGUCCCUGAGCUGUCUGUCUACGUGUCCCAGGACUGUACAGUCUACAAGGCGGAUGUGGAGCAGCUGAUGGAUCCUCAGGAUUCCCUCUCGGAGAAGAACCGUGGGGCCAGGGCGGUCAUCAUCCUCGUCCCCGUUCGACUUGGCGGAGAGCAUUUUAACCCAGUAUACAAGCAAUGUAUUAAGGAGUUCCUGCAGAUGCCGUCCUGCCUGGGCAUUAUCGGUGGAAAGCCGAAACAUUCGCUGUAUUUCAUUGGCUACCAAGAUAAUCAUUUAUUAUAUCUGGAUCCCCAUUACUGCCAGAGCCACCUCGACACCAGCAAACGGGACUUCCCAUUGGAG